UGUACGGGCUGUGGUAGAGACAUUAAGAAUGGUCAGGCUCUCUUAGCUCUGGAGAGACAGUGGCACCUGGGCUGCUUCAAGUGUAAGGCCUGUCAAAAGGUCCUCACCGGGGAGUACAUCAGCAAGUAAGUCUAACACAACUAUUAUACACACAACAUGCUUACACACAAAAUGGAAUACACACAUAGUAUACUUGCAGACAAAGUAAAACCCGCUAUUCUAUUCUACUCUAUUCUAUUUUUAUUCUAUACACAUAACAUACACACAUUAUACUUGCAGACACAGUGAAAGAUAUUAUUCUAUGUUAUCCUAUUCUAAUGCAGUCUAUCUGUAUUCUCCUAUCUCUUUGCACAGGGAUGGCACACCCUAUUGUGAGAAGGACUACCAGAUCCAUUUUGGGGUCAAGUGCGAGGCGUGCCAGCAGUUUAUCACAGGCAAAGUGCUG
This is a messenger RNA of Coregonus sp. 'balchen', 445 nucleotides long. The record is from the annotation of a GenBank genome assembly. Lineage: Eukaryota; Metazoa; Chordata; Actinopteri; Salmoniformes; Salmonidae.